Tigriopus californicus is the source of this 3710-nucleotide messenger RNA. It is a transcript of the gene smo, whose product is annotated as protein smoothened-like. The record is from RefSeq and is a predicted model, not a curated record. Bases 537 to 3620 code for a protein of 1027 amino acids. Gene Ontology annotation, molecular function: patched binding; transmembrane signaling receptor activity. Gene Ontology annotation, cellular component: plasma membrane; cilium; dendrite. NCBI's taxonomy places the organism in Eukaryota, Metazoa, Arthropoda, Copepoda, Harpacticoida, Harpacticidae. The transcript has a single exon. Gene Ontology annotation, biological process: positive regulation of smoothened signaling pathway; smoothened signaling pathway; commissural neuron axon guidance.
GCCUCUCAUUGAAAAAGCAAGCAGCCAAGGAAACUUGAGACCGGAGAGGGUCCGGGUAAGUCGAGUUCGGCCGGAGAGAAUCUCGCUGUUUUCAAUGGAGAGAUGCGCGGCAGGAUCUAUUCAAUGGAGAUAGAGAGAUGACUAGCCAAACGUGAAUGGAGUGUUCAAGAACUCUCGGACGGGCUGCCGGCCAUGGGCUGGAUCAGGUAGGUAUUAGGUACUCGGCGAGACGAAACAGGAGGAGCGAGGUUGAGCAACUCAAGAAAACGACCAACACCGGGCUAACCACAAUGAUGAGCAGGAGGAGGCAGAGACCCAUGAUGAAGCUCUCGGUUGAGUGAGACGUGAGACCGAACAUUGGACCGAACUCGCCGGAGAACGACAAGUGAACGAAUCAGCUCGACUAUCCACUGGCCACUGCGACAGACAGACAGGCAGGCAGGCAGGCCAAUGAGGUUGUUGUUGAAUUCUUUUCGACAAGCAUUUCGAACCGUCGAAAGAUUCAUGGGAUUCUGAGAACCGGACGUGUGGGAGGCAUGGGGUGGUCCGCGGUUUUGUUGGUCGGUCUCCAAGUGGCGAGGUUGGCUCAUUCUGAUAUGGCUCAACCCGUUCACCAUGGGGUUCCUUUAGCCAUGUCCUCAACUACGAUGACUUCCGAUGGAAGCGGGCUUUCGUCGAAUUUCACCACGUCGUUGCCUAUUCCAAUAGUGGCUUCAUUGCCCCACACGAGGACCCGAGCCACAUUGGAGGGGUUUGUCGGUGGACAAUGCUCAGUGCGGCACAAUGUGUCCUGCCUCCAUGUGACCAAUGCCACUUGCUUUGGCGUGCCACUCCCCUAUGAAUUCAUUAGCCUGGAUUUGGCACGGUCUCCGGGCAUUUGGCACGUGACCAGCCAAUUGAGGCGAUGGGAGUCCUUGCGAGUGGUGCCCAAGUGUUGGUCGGUCAUUCAACCUUUGUUGUGCGCUGUGUUAAUGCCGCCCUGUGAAGGCCAAGGGGUACAGUUAGUGUCCCAUCAGUUAUGCAAAGUAGCCCGAGGACCUUGUCGAGUAGUGCCGCAGUUGUUCGAUUGGCCAGACUAUCUCCAAUGCAAUGACAGUUCCAUUUUUGAAGCUGGAUGCGAUUAUCGACGAAAGAUUCGAUUCAACCACUCCUCGCAAUGUCCCGAGGGCCUGGUUCAAACCGAACAUGAGCCAGCCUUCUUUCCAGGCAUUGAUGGAUGUGGACUCAAAUGUCGAAGUCCGCUCUUUAGUUCUAGUGAGUACCACACGGUGGAUUACAUCAAAGUGUUCAUCGUCGUUCUCUGUGGCCUUGUCGUUACCUUUAGCGCGAGCACGCACAUCAAAGCUGGAUAUAAGAGCAUUCAUAGAUAUCCCGGCGUCAUUGUAUUCUUCAUGACGCUCUGCUGGCUGGGAAUAGUGGGAGGAUUCAUAAUCGGAUUAGUCACUGACGAGUCGGAUAUACCGUGCAAUUCGGACGGUACCGCCAUAACCGGUCCCCAUGACCAUGAAGGCCAUCAAGCGUGUUACAUUUCCUUCUUCUUCGCUUACUACUUCUUCGUAGCCCACAUGGUUUGGUAUGUGAUAUUAAAUUAUUGUUGGUAUUUUGUGGCCACGGAUCGCACGGGAAGAGGAAAAGAUGCCCUUCAAGAAAAGAUCGCUUUGUUCCAUUUGUCCACUUGGUCUCUAGCCCUCAUCAUGACCAUUCUGGUGAUCACCACUAACACCGUGGAGGCGGAUAUCCUUUUCAAGGUGUGCUUCGUGAGUCGCUCGAACUUUUAUGCCCGACUACUAGCUGUGAUUCUACCCAUGAUCUUGACCCUCAUCAUAUCUCUCGCGAUGGCCAUCAAGACCUUGCAAGUAUUAGUUCCCAUUUCGACGGAUGUCAAUCAAGCCGUGGAGAAGCGGGCCAAGAUUGGUCGACGAGUUCGGGAAAUUGCCAUUUUUGUGUCUCUUGUCAGUUUGUGUCUUAUUUUCAACAUUUACCACGAGUUCUAUCCAUACCUUUGGCGAAACUCUUGGAACUCGAGUUUGGAGGGUUACAUACUUUGUAAGAUAAAGAAGCUGGGCGUGGACCUGGAACAAGAUUUUGUCUCGACCAAAUGCGAGCUCGAGGAUCGUCCUAACAUUAUGGGCUACAAGUUUGUGCUAAUCUCGAUCGGUGUAGGAUGCAUUGCGGUUCAUACCUGGCUGAUGAAUCGACGAACGUGGAAUAUUUGGAGAGGGAAAAGCGCUUCGCUAGUGCCAAAGGCCAAGACCUACAAGUUUAAAAAGUCCAAUUUGAUUCAAAAGGUCUAUCAAGACCGCCACAGAUUGGAAAGGGACGGACGACUUUCGAUGAGUCUCCAGAGCUUCAGCCAAGCCAUCAAACCCGUAGAGAUGAAAAUUGAAAAAGAUGAAUCCUCGGAAGAGUUUAACACAUCCUUUGCCGCGGCAUUGCCUCGUCUUGUGCAAAGAAGAAACGCUUUGACCGGCCUAGAAGACAUGGUCCGCGACAACCAACUCCGACAAUCGUUGCGAACCAGCAGUUCUGCCAUUAGAAUCAAGAGCAAAGGAAAGAGGAAAGGCCGAUACACUUCCAACGACUCGAGUUGCUCAAUCAGUAUUCAAAGCAACCGAUUGUCCUUUGCCAAUUUUGAUUUCUCGUCCCGACGGCAAUCAUUCGACUCCCAGCUCUCCAUUCAGCCUCAUGAACUUCGUCAUCUGCAAGAGCUCUACGACAAGAAAGUUUUCAAGAAACGUAGUAAGCGAAACUUUUUUAAGGGGAAAAGGCCUCGAAGGCUCAAACGAACCUUGAGCAUCACGAGCCGAAACAGCAAUAUGACUUCCACCGACCAAUCGGGGGUCUCUCAAAUACUCCCUGCAAUUACCUUAGAUCCGUCUCAAUUGUCAGAUUUUCCUAGUAUGGCCUCAUCCAUGAGCGGACUGACGGGGAUCGAAAUGAAAUCCUUACGACAACUUCACAUUGCUCAAACUGGAAGCCCAAAACACAAAGAGCUCAAGGACAAACUGGCUCUCCUAGCGUCGGUGUCACAAGAUCCCAUUGAGGUUUCGACCAAAUCCUCGAAAGCCGAGAAUCGGCCAGCGAUCGAACCCUCGAAAGACAAUACGUUAGAAGCUAGUGUCCAAACCUCGGUCACGGAUCUCAGCCAAAUCGGCCUCACCAGAAGUAAUCCCCUACUCAUUUCAACUGGCGUCCAAUUUGAGGAAGCCAUUAGGAAGAAGCCUCUCGCACUGGGUGCUAAUACCAAUGCUAUUACUACUACUACUACUACUGCUACUACCACCAACACUUCCUCUUCUCAAGCUGAAUCUCAACCACUAAGGCACGUUGAGCCAAAUAUUGUCCAUGUCCAUCAUGGGCCAUUAGGUCCGAGUAGCAAUGAAAGCAGUAUACCCUCCAGUUACGAUCGACCGGAUUCAUCGCAGAAAUCCGGGAAAGAGAAUCAGUUGAAGAUGAUCAUUCCAGAGUUUCGGGCACCCUUGCCUCAAAUGCAUCAUCGAGGACGCCGAGGUGGAAUUGCUGAUCAUGGGCUUCACCUUUUGGCCUUGAAACAAACUUUGGACGAAGGCAUGACGAAUAAGCCUUCACCCCUUCCAAUUGAAACGUCUUCCACUUCGUGAACAAACCAAUCCAUUUUGAUCUCAAAUCGCAUUUUGUAGUAUUAUUUUUUGUAUGUUUUGCUCAGAACAUAAACCAAGUGUUGAAACAUC